Momordica charantia (bitter melon) is the source of this 3326-nucleotide messenger RNA. The record is from RefSeq and is a predicted model, not a curated record. NCBI's taxonomy places the organism in Eukaryota, Viridiplantae, Streptophyta, Magnoliopsida, Cucurbitales, Cucurbitaceae.
GUUGGAUUGGUUUGGUCGGCCUUUUGUAAUUCAUAGAGCCUUCUUCAUUCUCCACGUAUGCUGACACAGAUUGAGGUGGGAAAAUGACAAUUCUUUGAUCGUUUAGUUUCCUCCACUGCUUCAAUCUCCAUUAUCUCGACGAUCUCCAGAGCUUCGGUAAAUAUCAUUCUCAUUCUCAUAAACCCUCGUUUCAGAAUACUGUUAGGUUUGCCUUUCUCCCGAUUUCACUAUGCAUUGGACUACACUGUGACUUCUGAUGUUAAUAUUGUUCAUCCAUGGCCUCCCUGAAAAUUUCCUUCCCUUUGGACUCUUUCGAUUCUAAGAAGUUCGAUUUUCCGGUCAAAUCGGCUCUGCUGUCCGAUAUCUGCUCUGUUUUCUCCAUCACUGGUUAUAUUCAUCUCAAUAAGUCCUGCAUACUCUACUCCCUGGCUAGGGUUCACAAGCCCUCUAAGGUUUCUCAGGUUGAACCAGAGGCGUCGGACAUUUACCAAUCGAAAUUUGUUGAUGAUGAAAUUGGCGCCAGGAAGAAGUAUGUCGGAAAUAAGAAGCCAUCGAAGCGGGCGCCAGGUUCGUAUUUUAGUUUCAGUAGGAAUUGUAGUGAGAAGGUUUUCGACAAUAUUAUUUUUAACGGUGGCGAAAUGGAUGUCAAUUACUCCACUAUUUCGUCCGAUUUGAGCUUAGAGGAUUGCAAUGCUAUUUUGAGAAAGCUAGAGAAGUGUAAUGAUGGUAAAACACUGGUUUUCUUUGAAUGGAUGAGAAGAAAUGGGAAAUUAGAACACAAUGUGACUGCCUAUAAUCUGGUUCUUCGAGUGUUGGGUAGGCAAGAGGAUUGGGAUGCUGCGGAGAAGCUAAUUAGACAAGUUAGAGCUGAUUUGGGUUCUCAGUUGGACUUUCAGAUUUUUAACACUCUUAUUUAUGCUUGUUAUAAAUCGGGGCUCGUGGACCGGGGUGCUAAAUGGUUCCGAAUGAUGUUGGAGUGCCGAGUACAGCCCAAUGUUGCAACCUUUGGGAUGCUUAUGGGUCUCUGUCAGAAGGGCUGUAACGUUGAGGAGGCAGAGUUUGCCUUUAGUCAGAUGAGGAGCUUCGGAAUCGUCUGUGAAGCGAUGUAUGCAUCUAUGAUUACUAUAUACGCGCGGUUGAGUUUGUAUGAUAAAGCAGAAGAGGUGAUUCAACUAAUGCAAGAAGAUAAAGUAACACCCAAUUUGGAGAAUUGGUUGGUGAUGCUUAACACUUACUGUCAGCAAGGAAAAUUGGAGGAUGCUGAACUUGUAUUUGCCUCAAUGGAAGAAGCCGGAUUUUCCUCCAAUAUCAUUGCAUAUAAUACCUUAAUUACUGGGUACGGAAAGGUGUCAAAUAUGGAUGCUGCUGAACGCCUAUUCUUGGGCAUCAAGAACUCUGGAGCAGAACCCGAUGAAACGACUUACCGCUCCAUGAUUGAAGGUUGGGGUCGAGCUGGUAAUUAUGAAAUGGCAGAAUGGUACUAUAAGGAGCUCAAGCGGAAAGGAUAUAUGCCAAACACCUCUAACUUGUUCACCCUGAUAAACUUGCAAGCCAAACAUGAGGAUGAAGCAGGUGCACUUGAAACUCUUGAUGAUAUGCUAAAGAUUGGAUGCCGGCCUUCUUCCAUUGUUGGAAAUGUUUUGCAAGCAUAUGAAAAAGCUAGAAGAAUAAAAAGUGUGCCUCUCCUGUUGACUGGGUCGUUCUAUUGUAAAGUUCUGUCCAGCCAGACAUCUUGCUCGAUUCUGGUAAUGGCUUAUAUGAAGCACUGUUUAGUGGAUGACGCUUUAAAAAUUUUGAGGGAAAAAGAGUGGAAUGAUCAUAAUUUUGAGGAGAAUUUGUACCAUUUGCUAAUUUGCUCAUGUAAAGAGUUGGGCCAGCUCGAGAAUGCUAUUAAGAUUUACACUCAACUGCCUAAACGUGAAAAUAAACCGAACUUGCACAUUACGUGCACAAUGAUUGACAUUUACAGCAUCAUGGGUAAAUUCUCAGAGGGGGAGAAGCUUUAUCUAAGCCUGAGAUCAUCAGACAUUCCACUGGAUUUGAUUGCCUUCAAUGUUGUUGUGAGAAUGUAUGUUAAAGCUGGGUCAUUGGAAGAUGCAUGCUUGGUUCUUGACUUGAUGGACCAGCAGCAAGACAUUGUUCCAGACGUUUAUCUGUUGCGGGACAUGCUUCGUAUUUAUCAACGAUGUGGCAUGGUGGAUAAGCUAGCAGAUCUGUACUAUAGGAUUCUGAAAAGUGGAGUGUCUUGGGAUCAGGAAAUGUAUAAUUGUGUCAUAAACUGCUGCUCCCGCGCUCUGCCUGUUGAUGAGCUUUCCAGGCUUUUUGAUGAAAUGCUCCAUCGUGGUUUCGCUCCAAAUACUGUGACCUUGAACGUCAUGCUUGACGUUUAUGGGAAAUCCAAGCUUUUCACCAAGGCUAGAAAUCUGUUCGGGCUGGCUCAAAAAAGAGGCUUGGUUGAUGUAAUAUCGUAUAAUACAAUGAUAUCUGCUUAUGGAAAGAAUAAGGACUUCAAAAACAUGUCAUCUACAGUUCAAAAAAUGAAAUUUAAUGGCUUUUCAGUUUCCCUUGAAGCAUACAACUGUAUGUUGGAUGCUUAUGGAAAAGAAUGCCAAAUGGAGAGCUUCAGGAGUGUCUUACAGCGAAUGAAGGAAUCAUGUGCUGAACGUGACCGCUACACGUAUAACAUCAUGAUCAACAUCUACGGAGAACAGGGAUGGAUUGAUGAAGUUGCGGAAGUGCUAACAGAACUGAGAGAAUGUGGACUUGAACCUGAUCUGUACAGCUACAACACAUUGAUCAAGGCAUAUGGAAUUGCGGGAAUGGUCGAAGAAGCCGUUCUGUUGGUGAAGGAAAUGAGAGAAAAGAGAAUCGAACCCGAUAGGAUAACUUACAUUAACAUGAUCAAAGCACUACAAAGAAACGAUCAAUUCUUAGAGGCAAUCAAGUGGUCCUUGUGGAUGAAGCAGAUGAAAUAUUGAAGUUCAAAAAUGCCAAAACACAAUGAAACAGGUGUUUGCCCUCAAGUCCAUCAGCCCCCAGAUACAGGCGAUAUUCCUGUCUCUACUUCUGUUCAAUUGUAUACAGGGAACACCAAAGACUGUUUGGUUUCUGAGAAAAUCCAUGAUUCCCUGACCACAGUGCUGCCUUCAAGAUGUCUAUUGAUAAAGAUAUUAGAAUCAUAAACCAUCAUAAGCUGAAGCAUGGAUUUGUUGGAAGGCAUGCUUCAAGGGCAACAGAGAAACAAAUAGGUUUAUAUUGUUUAUAUGUCUCAAUAAUUGUCAUUAUUUUGCUAAAAUAUACCUUAAAAAAAGUGUAUAUGUAUAUUU